AUGGACAGUUCAAGUGAAACCGGAAGCGACAGUGAUUAUUUCGAUGAUGCAAACAGCGGUUCGGAAACGGGAGAUGGCGAAAGCCAAACAUCCGACGAUGAUGAUGAAAUUGAUUUAGAAAACCUAAAAUUAGACGAUGACUCCACAUGGAAAAGUUCGUAUACUUCCCGUUCUGGAAUGAUUUGGUCCUCAACUCCUCAUCAUUCAACGAAAAAUGAUUUUUCGAAUGAUGUUAUUCAAAAAGCUGGUCUUACAAAUACCAGUGAAAAUAUUUCAUCUGUCGAAGAUGCAUUCAUGUGUUUUAUGCCAAACAAACUUCUGGAAAAAAUCUUGGAUUGUUCAAACUUGGAGUAUACUCACAAGAAUACCUCCACGAAAAAAAUUGAAGAAAUAACACUCAUAGAAUUGAAAGCAUUUAUUGGACUUUUAUUGCUUGCUGGUUUAUUGGGGAAAUCGAAGAUCGAUCUGAAAUGCUUAUGGAGAAGAAGUCCAUUAGAACCGCCAAUAUUCAAAGCCACUAUGUCAAGAACUCGUUUUCAGGAUAUUAUUUCUUGUUUGAGAUUUGACGACAAAAGAACAAGGGAAGAAAGAAAACGAACAGAUAAAUUUGCAGCAAUUCGUGAAAUCUGGUCAUAUUUCCAAAAUUGCUUACAAACAUGUUACACACCGGGAUCAAAUGUUACUAUUGAUGAACAACUACUAGGAUUUAGAGGAAAAUGUUCCUUCCGUCAAUAUAUGCCAAAAAAGCCUGACAAAUACGGAUUAAAAUUUUGGCUAUGCGUUGAUGUGGACUCACAUUAUGUAUUCAAUGCAUUUCCUUACGUUGGACGACAACCGAAUGAGCAAAGACAAACACAGAUAGGUGCCAAAGUCGUUCUAGAAUUACUCAAACCACUUUACGGCUUCCAAAGAAACGUUACAAUAGAUAAUUUCUUCACAAGUGUUCCAUUAGCCCAAACGCUUCAAACAAAGAAUCUGACUCUUAUAGGAACACUGCGAAAAAACAAGUCAGAAAUACCUAUCGAGUUUCAAUCCAACGAAAAUCGUGAAGUGGGUUCUUCGCUCUUUGGUUUCCAAGAUGGUUUAACCUUAGUUUCAUUUGUCCCAAAACAGAAUAAAGCUGUUUUAUUGCUCUCCUCAAAACAUCACGACAAUCAAGUGGACAAUAAAACUGGAAAACCGAUCAUUAUAUUGGAUUAUAACAAAACAAAGGGGGCUGUCGAUACUGUUGAUCAAAUGUGUCAUAAAUACACGGUAAAAAAUAUUUCAGUAUUUCUAUAGCUUAUUUUACUUUUCAGGUAAAACGAGGUACAAAGCGAUGGCCAGUUUGUAUUUUCUAUGGGAUGAUAGACAUUGCUGCCAUAAAUGCUCUGAUUGUCUGGAAAGUGAAAAAUCCUCAAUGGAAUCAGAAUACAAAUCAUAAACGUCGAUUAUUUUUGGAAGAAUUAGGAUUAGCACUGGUAUCGCAUCUGUUGGAUUUUCGUUCGAAGAACUCGAAAUUUUUGAACACAGAUAUUCUAAAUGCUUUAGCAAUCGUCGGUUAUCCUGUGUCGAAGAACGAUCCGGCAGAAGCGAAUGAAAAUCCCACUCAACCAAAACGAAAAAGGUGCUCCAUUUGUGAACGUUCUACGGACAAGAAAACAUCAAUUCAAUGUUUCAGUUGUUCUUCGUUCGUUUGUAGUGAUCAUUCUGUCAAACGUGUCUUUUGUAUUAAUUGUUCUAAAUAAGGAACAUCGUUCUCAUUUUUUUCUAUAGAAUAAAACAAGAAAAGGUCAGAUCUUACGAAAAUAUUGGCUGAAAAGUAAAAGGAUUAUUAAAAAAGAACACAUGUCAUCAAAAUCACGGUUAAAAGAGGCCGGUACUCCAAGGGUUAAUGACAUGCUUUCCAUAGUUGCUAGUUUGAUGAGUUCAGUACGU
Messenger RNA from Rotaria sp. Silwood1, 1917 nucleotides. Lineage: Eukaryota; Metazoa; Rotifera; Eurotatoria; Philodinida; Philodinidae. The record is from the annotation of a GenBank genome assembly.